UUAAUUUAGUGGCCAUUAUAUUCAUUCAUUCACAUAUCAGCAUGGUAAUACCGUACGAAUUUUGCAUGUCUUUGGUCAAUGGUAUAUUUAUGAAGAUUGGCAGAAGGCAGAUAUAUAGAAGGUUAAUUUUUACUAUCGCCCGCUUUGUUUUUAUUUUAUUUUAUUUUAUAUAUAUAAUUGCCAGCAUUGAUUUCUUGGUUUCAAUUAUUUUCACCCGACCACUAUUAUACGGUAAACUUAUUGCCAUAAAAGUUUUACCGUAUCACAUAUAUUCCGUUCAAAAAUGGAAAGAAGAGACGUAAUGGAUAAUGAUUUUGUUGGUGGGAGAAUUAAUGGAGGUUUGUUUAAAGCAACUGUACACCAUAAUAUAUCAUUCACUACCAUGCAACAACUACUAUAUCUAGUCCCCGCUACUCCCCAACACCAACACCAACGCAUCAGCAUCAUUACUAUUCCACUUCUACCGGCAAAACCCUAGCUAAACUAGAUAGCUGCUCAAACAUGUCCACACAACUACUUCUAACCUUCCUUUUCCUAGUAAUCUUCCUAUGGCAUUGGCUUCUUAGAAACAAGCAUUCUCCGGUCUACCAAUGGCCGUUGCUGGGAAUGCUGCCAAGCCUCCUCUUCAACUUAUCCACAAUCCACGACUUCUUAACCCGAGCUUUGAGGCGAACCAGCGGAACGUUCCUUCUCAAGGGACCCAGUUUCAUCAACGCUGACUACCUGGUCACAAGCGAUCCCACCAACAUCAACCACAUCUUCAACAAGAACGCCGCCAACUACGAGAAGGGUCCGGACUUCAAGGCCAUAAUGGAGGCUGUGGGCGACGGGAUCUUCAAUGUCGAGGGCGAAUCCUGGAAGUUACAGCGCAAGCUCCUCCGUUCUUUGUUGAACAACUCCGAGUUCGAGGCUCACUCCAUGCACAUCCUCACACAGAAGAUGAGGAGCAACCUUAUGCCGGUCCUCGACCGAGCGUCGAGGAUGGACAACGACGAGUUGGUGGACUUACAGGACGUGUUCAAGAGGUUCAUGUUCGAUAACAUGUGUCUGAUGGUCUUGGGAUUCGACCCCCAUUACCUCCCCGACGUUGGGUCCGACGACGGCAAGCUCCCUGAUAGUGCAUGUGGCAAGGCAUUCGAAGUGCUGGAGGAGGUGGCGCUCUGCCGACACAUAGUUCCGAUGUGUGUAUGGAGGCUUCAACAACGACUUCAGAUUGGAAUGGAGUGGAAGUUCAGUCGAGCUUGGCGCACCCUUGAUCAAUUGUUGUAUGGUAGUAUCAAGAGGAGGAAGCAAGAAUUAGCUACGAAACACAAUGAUGUGACAAAAAGAGACAAGUUGGAUUUGUUGACACAAAUCCUGGUCAUGAAAGAUGAGGAUGACGGUGGUGACAAAAACAUCAUCGAUAAAACUUCCGACAAGUUUCUGAGGGACACUACAUUUACCUUACUUAUAGCCGGGAGAGACACUAUCACUGCCGGCCUUACUUGGUUGAUAUGGUCUGUGGCGAGCCACCCCGCUGUUGAGAAAAGGAUUCUCCAAGAGCUUGCACAAGUGAUGGCAUCGCGAAUGUCAAACGCGACUGAUGGAAAAGAAAGAGGAGGAUUCUUGAGAAGCGACGAGUUGAACAAUGUUGUUUAUCUUCAUGCAACCGUCUGCGAGACACUGAGGUUGUACCCACCGGUUCCAUUCGAGCACAAAUGCGCUGUGGAGGCAGAUGUCCUUCCAAGCGGGCACACAGUACGUAAAGAAGAAAGGAUAUUAUUCUCCAUAUACACCAUGGCCAGGAUGGAAGAAAUAUGGGGAGAGGACUGCAUGGAGUUCAAACCAGAGAGGUGGAUUUCUGAGAAAGGGACGAUGCUACAUGUCCCGUCGUCCAGGUUCAUGACCUUCUUGACUGGGGCAAGGACCUGUCUGGGGAAGAAUAUGUCAUUCACACAAAUCAAGUCCCUGGCUAGUGCUCUCCUUUGGAACUACAAGUUUGAACUCAUAGAUGACGGUUCCUCCGGUAGGCCGGCGGUUAGCAUGAUGUUGUUCAUGAAAGAUGGACUCAAGAUGAGAGUCUCCAAGAGAGACCAUUCAGAAUAAUGUUCAUGUUGCUUUCUUGAUGCAUGAUUGUUUGUUGUUGUAGCCUAGUGGAAGUGCUUGUUCAAUUUGUCACUAUGUCUAGGGUUUGCAUUAAUGAGUCGUGUGAGGGCUUCUUCUGUGUUAUUAUUUGUGUUUUCCACGUGCUUUGUUAAUUGUUAUCCAACUCUAUGGGAUGAACUAGCUAUAUAUGUUCUCUAUUGGUAUGCUAUUCUUGUGAGUACGUAGAGUUAUUGCACUCUUUGAUUGUCAUCAUGGGAUAUUUAGGAACUAAAUUUUCAAUUGGUAUCACAAAAAUAUCACCAUAUAAUAUAUUCACAUAGAUGACUGUUUGAGGAGAAGUUGAUUUUCCAGCACGGCAGCACGUAAGCUGAGAUGAUUAUUGAAGAAUGUAUUGAGGUAUUUAUUGUGCAAGAGUAGAUCAUUAAUUAAAGUAGUGCCGCUAGCUAUGUUUGUGACUUUGUGUAAUGGGGAAGGAAAGCCUUUGCUGCUUUGUGAGAGAGCAAGGAGCUUCUUCGAUGUAGCUAGCUGCUGCUCUAUCCACUUUGAUUCUUUAAGGGUCGGGUCGUUUGCUUAACUAGUGUUUGCUGACCAAAGCGAAUAGGUUCAACACCUAACUCUAAUGCCCUUUACUUCAUUAAUGUCUGGGUUUUUAAUCCACCACAUGAUUUCUGCAUCUGUACUUGUUUUGUGAAUUCAUAAAUCUAACAGACUUGCAAAGCUUGUUCCUUUUCAAAUCCUUUACUUGUUUUGUGAUAUUGGAAUUCAUGUUUUAUUAUAAUUUGCAUCAAUAUCUACGUGUAUAUUUCUCUCUUUUGGCCUUUCUAAAAUCAUAUUUUCAUCUCAAAUAAAUUUGUAAACUCCAUUUUUCAAUUAUUUAGACUCAAGUAUUCCUUCUAUUAUAUUUACUAGUUUUUGACCCGCGCUUCGCGGCGGUAAUGAAUUAAUUAUAUUUAAAAUUUCAUCCAUUCAUUUGAUUAUGUAGUUGAAAUCAAAUAAUUUUUGAAAUAGUUUGGGUAAGAUAUCUAUAUAAACUUUAAUAGUGUUUUGAUCAUUACAGAAGAUUACGUAAUAUGUUACUUUAAUGGGUCCAUAAAAAUAACUAUUCCUCCAUAAUUUUUACAUAAUAUAUAUUUACUUUACGUAGCUGUAGAACGAUGUAAAUCUCAUGCAAUGUGUGGUCUAAUAAUAAAAUCAUGUUGUGAAAACAUCACAGUUGAUUAUAUUUAUAUGUAAAAAUUAACAUACUUUAUUGAACCUUCGCAUAAUGCAGAUUGAUGAGAUGUUGAAUAUAGUAGGUAAUAGUUAAGGAAUUUUGGUUAAUAAUGUAAGAAAUAGGUUAGAAAAAGUAUAACAUUUGAUGCAUAGAGUAGGUAAUAGUUAUAGAAUUUCAGUUAACAAUGAAAAUAAUUAAGUUAUAGAACAUAUUAAAUUUUUAUUAAAUUUUUAUGUAACAUAUAAUUAAUCUUACAAAUCCUCUAUAUAAUAUAUACAGAUGCUAUGAUCAACAAUUUAAUUAAUUAUAAAUAAUUUUUUUGUUCAAACUUAUAUUACGAAAAACUGACAGAAUAUGUUUGUCUAAUUGAUAUGUUUAAUUGAUACAAAGGAAAUAGUGAUUUGUUUAAUUGAUACAAAAGAAAAAAUUACAUAAUUAUAUUUGUUUAGUUGGUACAAAAGAAAUGAAUAUCCCUCUACGUAGUGUCUUAAUCAUUACAGAUGACUAAAACAAUACAUUUUGUUUAAUUGAAAUAACUAUUCUCCAUAAGGUUUACUUAAUAUAUUUAGUGUAUUGAUAAUAUACAUAACUUUUAUAAAACAGUAUUACACAAAAUUUUGUAAUAUGUGGUGCGAUAAUAAAAUUUAGUUAUGAAAAAUAUCGAACUACAUUAUUAUGCAAAACUUAACUUAUUUUAUCUAACAUGUAUGUAAUUGACUGAAUGAUGAAUAUGGUAGUUAAUAAUAAAGGAAUUAAGUUAUA
This is a messenger RNA of Linum trigynum, 4060 nucleotides long. Lineage: Eukaryota; Viridiplantae; Streptophyta; Magnoliopsida; Malpighiales; Linaceae. The record is from the annotation of a GenBank genome assembly.